This is a messenger RNA of Halichondria panicea, 2400 nucleotides long. RefSeq names its product tyrosine-protein kinase receptor UFO-like. Bases 863 to 2104 code for a protein of 413 amino acids. NCBI's taxonomy places the organism in Eukaryota, Metazoa, Porifera, Demospongiae, Suberitida, Halichondriidae. Gene Ontology annotation, molecular function: ATP binding; transmembrane receptor protein tyrosine kinase activity. Gene Ontology annotation, cellular component: signaling receptor complex; plasma membrane. Gene Ontology annotation, biological process: positive regulation of kinase activity; cell surface receptor protein tyrosine kinase signaling pathway; nervous system development. The transcript has 10 exons. The record is from RefSeq and is a predicted model, not a curated record.
AUUAAGGGAUAGUCAUUUGGGGUAAGAAGCCAUUAAGAUCAAAGAGGUCACUUGAAGUUCCUAGAAAUGAUGAAGUUCACCAAAACAACAUCAGUAUUAGGCAAGCUAUAUAGAUUCUAUAUCAUCUGAUGUAGUACAAACUUACUAUAGGCAGUGAGGAGUUGACAAUCUAUAUUAUAGUUAUAUAGCUGUGAUGUACAAGCUUAUUGCAUGUGUUGUGAUUCUGUCUGCACUGUCACAAGAGUCAGUACAAGAUGGCAACUGUCCUGACUGUCCUGACUGUCCAGUCUGUGGAGCACCCACUGCUGAGGCUUCAAUUACAAGCACCUUUGCCGGCAGCAGUAAAACAGCAACAUCCUUGAGCAGCUGUAGCAGUCUACACAGACACACAGACAUGCAGACAGACACACAAACACGCUAUAUACCGACUACCUCAUUAGCGAUUCCAUUGUAAAUAACACUGUAAUGAAACUGAACAUUUUUGUAGCAUUUUGCUCUGACCUGCUUGAUGACACUAUCAAUGGUGGUUUGUGGGAGUACAAUACGGAUCAGUUAAAUAAUCGCACUCGAUCGAAUGGAACUGUUGCAAAGUACAUUUGUAACGUUGGUUUGAGCCCAUUAGGUGGCAUUCUGACAUGUGACACGGUCAAUGGACGGGGUAUAAUCCAGUGUGCUCAAUAAGCCUGGCAUCGACAAUCGCCAUCUACACUCCGGCUGCUCUUGUUCUAUUGAUGAUAAUGGUCAGUCCCUGUAUAUGUGCUUGUAUAUGUUAUGCAAGGAUGAGACGCUACAAAAAAAAGAGGUCAAGAGUAUCUACUAUUAGUCUCUGCCCCAGUGAGAAAUCGCUUCCUACGCCACUGGUAUGUGUUGUGUAUUUGAGUUAAUAAAUCUCUCUAUCUCUUAUAGAAUGAGGAAGCUAUCUGAUUGGAGCAAUCUUAUGGAUUAUCAAAUGCGAGAGAUUGUGAAGUAUGUUCCAGAAUCAAUGAGGAUUCUUCCCAGCUCCAAUCUAAAACUGCAAGAUGCAGUCGGUCACUUAAUAAAGAUUACUUCCAAGUCUAGCAGUUUAAUCACGUUGGUUUGUUUCCACUAUUCCAGGAGCCUUUGGGAUCGUGUACAAGGGACUAUUAAUGGACUGGAACAACAUUGCCAUGAGGGGUGUGGCUUUGAAGACGGUCUAUUCACUCAGAGUGACAUACAGAGCAUGGUGAGUGAGAUCACUAAGAUGCAAGAGUUCCACCACCCUCACGUCAUGCCCCUGAUUGGGGUGUGCCUCGAUGCUGGACCCGGUGUUUCCAUAGUGAUGCCGUAUAUGACCAAUGGGAGUCUACUAGACUACAUGAAGAAAGAGAGGUCUACCCUAGAGUUGGCAGAGGGAGAGGAUUCUGAGAAGGUGUUAGCUGUGAGGAAGCUGCUGUUGAAGAUGUGUCAUCAGAUUACUCUUGGAAUGGCUUAUCUUGCUCAGCACAAGUUCAUCCAUCGAGACCUGGCUGCCAGGAACUGCAUGUUGGAUUCUAACGGUGACCUCAAAGUUGGUGAUUUUGGUCUGGCCGAGGACACGUAUGCACAAGGAUACUUUAGACAGGGUGAAACUGAGGGAGUCAAACUGCCGUACAAAUGGUUAGCAAUUGAGAGUCUAAAUGAUGCUAUCUUCUGCGAGAAGACAGACGUGUGGUCGUAUGGUAUGACUGUGUUGGAAGUCUUCAGUAGUGGCCGGACCCCCUACCCUGGAGUGGACCCAAUGUCCCUAGUGACUCUACUCAGAGAGGGCAAGAGAUUGGAACCUCCCCAGAAUAUUGCCUGCACUACGGAAAUGAUCUCGCUGAUGACCAGCUGUUGGUACGAGGAUUCUGAAGAGAGGCCAUCCUUCGAUGAGCUAGCAGCGGAGUUGGAGAAAGUUCUGAGCACCAUGGUGGGCUACGUGGAACUGAAUAUGGAGCUAGUCUCCAUCACUGAGGACGAACACAAGUAUGAUCAGGUCCUCUCACUCGUAGAGCAGAAGAAACUUGCCGAGGCCGCUACUGAGGAGGUUGCUAUGGAAGAAAAUGCUGCAUACUGCAUGGUUAAGAGCCGAAGAACAAGUAACUACGGAGACCAAUCUCGCUGAUGGGCUGAAAAGUGAUAUACAGGAAAUUCAAGCCAAACAAGUUACUGGCUCAGCUCACCAUUUCAACAGUGACCCUCAACUGCCAGAGCAUGACCAUGAAGAUUACAGUGACUAUCAAGACACCACCGGAUAUGCUCAAGUACUGCACAGACGAUCUUCAUAGACUAUGAAAAACGUCUGUUUAAUAUAAUAAUUAUAGUGAAUUCAAUUAUUUACUGUAGGAUGCUCGCUAUUUUAUGUACUGUAAUGUGACUGUAAGCCUAACUUAUUAGCGAAAUGUUUGCAGAAGCAGCCGA